Messenger RNA from Rhodotorula toruloides NP11, 1854 nucleotides. RefSeq lists its product as uncharacterized. The record is from RefSeq and is a predicted model, not a curated record. Lineage: Eukaryota; Fungi; Basidiomycota; Microbotryomycetes; Sporidiobolales; Sporidiobolaceae. The transcript has 2 exons. The coding region runs from base 1 to 1854 and encodes 617 amino acids.
AUGUCCUCGUCCGCCUCUGAGCGCACGUUGGCCGUGCUCUUCGCGCCGGAAGACAGGCUCGCAACGCCAUACGCACGCGAAAUUGUCACCAAGGCUGGGUUCAGACUGCUGAAGGAGGCGAGUGUGACCGGCGAGGAGCUCGAGGAGGCAGGAGUCGACCUGGGCUUGGGCGUUGGCGAAGAGGGUGCAGCAAGCGCGAGUGCGGCUGAGCAGGAGCACACUGUCUGGGUGCUGGAGAGGCAGGAUGCGGUCGCUGGGCUGAAGAGGAUGCAGUCGACGAGCCUCGCGCAAGAAUGCCCCAACCUCCGCAUGUUCGCCGCCCCAACCCUUUCCGCCGCGACUAUGGCCACCAACGAGCUCUUCCCCUCUCUCCCAUCUUCGCCGACACCAGCUUCGCCGGCUAACGUCGCCUCCCCGACCGCCGAGUCUCCCACCACAUCCAAGCCAUUCGCACUGUCGAACGCGGCUUUCACCGGCAAAGUGCAGCCUCCCCCGAAGACGACGACCCUCUCGCCGGCUAUCGAGAAGGCCCUGGCUGAAGUCGAGGAGCGCGAGGAGCGCGAGCGGCUGCGCAAGCUCAGUCGCAACAGUCGCGCGAGCACAGCGUCGCCCCUCACAGUCCGCUCAGAGGCCAAGACGGCGGAGGGAACACAAACGCCCGAACGAAGGGUGUUCACGAAUCGGUCGCCAACGCCGGAGGAAAUCGACCCCGCCGAGGAUGACGAGGAGCCGGUAGAGGUGCUGGAAGAGCCGCAGGACGUGCAGGAUGAAGACGUCGAGCGGGUCGAGACAGUCGCUCCUCCCGCUCUGCCCAUCGCCCCGCCUCUUCGCCGCGCCACUUCCGCCAUGUCUGGAGCUUCCCUCACUUCCUCGACGUCCUCUGCUACCCCUUUCCGCGCUCGUCCCGCUCCGUCCUUCACGGCCACCGCCGCAUCUCAGCCGCGCCUUACGAAGGCCGCCGCUUUGCGCCUCGGCGUCUCCCUUCCUCCGUCCACCCCUCGACGCUCGACCAUCACCCCUUCCGAGUCUGGAACGUCGAACCCAUCCUCACAAGCGCCCUCACGUACCGCCGUUUCGACGCCAAAGAGCCUCGCCGCGCCGGCCAUCACGCCCCGACUCACCAAGACCGCCGCUCUGCGCACCGGCCAGGGUCCUCCUACCUCCAGCACUACCGCCGCCAAGCCUCGCGUCCGCCAGUCCAUCUCGACAGCGGAGCGUGCCGCUCUCGACCGCCAGCAACGCCGUCACAGCGUCGCGACGACCGCCCCUUCCGCACCUCCCGCUCCGGCUGUCGAAGUGCGCAUGUCGCGCGCGGCAAUGCUCCGCCAAGGUAUCGCCCUCCCGCCUACGACGCCUCGCCGUGCUCCGCCCGCUUCGACGAAGGAGAACCGCCCGAGCAGCAGUAUGAGCGCGAGCAGCGGGAGGGCGAGUAUUGUCUCUUCCGACUUGAAGGCUCUGAGGGAACCGAGCAUCACGCCGAGGAUGACGAAGAGCGUGGCGCUGCGCAAUGGGACGGGGAGGAGCGGGCGCGCGUCGGUUGCGGGCGUUGUUGGGAGGUUUGCGCAGCAGGAGGCGGCGGAGGGCGCGAAUGGUCGGCCUGCCUCGUCGCUCGCCACGUCUACUGCACCUGUCACGCCCAAGCCCCGCCCGGCUCCAACUCGUCCCGCCAGCACCCUCAGCCAGUCGACUACCCGCCCGCCCAUCCCCUCUACUUCCGCUCCGACGCUCACGCCGCGCACCAACAAGGCUGCUGAGUUGCGCGCAAAGCUCAAGCUUGCAAAGGAGGCGGAGGCGGCCAAGAAGGAGGUCGGGCCGAAGAAGGAUCCGCCUCCCGCCCUCAAGGCGAGGAACUGA